AUGGCACCGCUCGAUGAUACCACACCAGCGACCCGCUUCGACAGCUUUGACAUUUAUCACACGUCGUAUAAAAAGAUCGGCAACCAUGAAAUCCGUGCGGGUAUCUUAGUCCCCAAGACCCUCAGCCCAGGAAAACAUCCUAUACUCGUCAAAUUUCACGGCGGCGGUCUGGUAACAGGGGAUUGUUUGUAUCGGGACUGGAUAGCCGCCUUCUUCAUCCCCUUUCUCCAUCGCACAGGCGCUAUCACGAUUCUUCCAAACUACCGUCUCAUCCCGGAGCACACGGGCGCCGACAUUGUCGACGAUCUCACUGACUUCUGGGCGUGGUUUAACGGCGGUGGCUUACACUCCUUCCUCAGCUCCCAGAAUGUCGCUUUCCAGCUUGACUACGACCGGGUUCUGGUAUCUGGAGAUUCAGCUGGAGGCUAUAUGGCGUUGAUGAGUGGCUUGAUGCAACCAAAGGGCACGAUCAAGGCGAUCUUGGCGCAGUAUCCGAUGACUUAUUAUCUGAGGCGUGAUCCAACAAACACGUCGGAUGCGCAACCAUCUCCAUCGCCGACUAUAGUCGAUGAUCACAUCUCCACUAUUACUCCUGGCACGGUCUUCUCGUCGGCAAUGCCACCAGUACGCAUGCCGUUAUCCGAAGCGCUCUCCGUACAGGGACGGUAUCUCGAGUUCUUUGGCGACAAUAAAAAAUUGUGGCCGCUGUAUCUUGUUGAGGAGAAGAAGUACUUGCCACCGACGUGGAUUGUGCAUGGGGAUGCGGAUACGGCGGUUAGUAUCGAGGAUAGUAAAGCCUUUGCGGUGAAAUGUAAGAACUUGGAAGGUGUUGAGGUGCGACUAGAGGUUCGAUCUGGCCAGGAUCAUGGGUUUGAUAUUGCGCUGAAGGAAGAUGAAGAGGAGUGGUUGAAGGAGGGGCUGACAUGGGUUGAAGAGAAGUGGUUGGAUUGA
Molecule: messenger RNA, 951 nt
Organism: Cucurbitaria berberidis CBS 394.84
Lineage: Eukaryota; Fungi; Ascomycota; Dothideomycetes; Pleosporales; Cucurbitariaceae
Product: alpha/beta-hydrolase
Exons: 2
Coding region: 1-951 (316 amino acids)
Molecular function (GO): hydrolase activity
Source: RefSeq, a predicted model, not a curated record